Trypanosoma theileri is the source of this 960-nucleotide messenger RNA. RefSeq lists its product as uncharacterized. Lineage: Eukaryota; Euglenozoa; Kinetoplastea; Trypanosomatida; Trypanosomatidae. The transcript has a single exon. Bases 1 to 960 code for a protein of 319 amino acids. The record is from RefSeq and is a predicted model, not a curated record.
AUGGGAUCCAAUUAUUCUCGCUUAUUCCCAUUUGUGGGUUUUCGCUCAGGUGAUAAGAACGCCAACAAAGAUGGAGAGUUCAAUAAUAAGAUGAUAUCCACAUUUGAGGUCAAAGACGCAUUGGAGUAUUUACAACCCGAUAUUUCUCUCAAACGUGAGGUUGCGAUUAAACCUAAUAUAUUGCUUAGUGGAACUCAAUUCCUUUCCUUACAAACACACUUACCACCACGAUUUCAAGGUCGUACUUGGCGUCUUAUUUACAGUAGUGAAUAUCAUGGAUUUUCACGAUUUGCAUUGCAGCAUGAGUGUACCACACAUAUUAGAGAAAGUAAAGGUAUAGAAAGACCAUCUAUUUUAAUGAUAACAGCAGGAGAUAGGGGUGAUAUUCUUCUUGGAGCUUAUCUCUCUACCAUUCCACAAGCGACCAACCGUCGUUACGUUGGAAGUGAAGAGAGUUUUGUUUUUUACACCACCCAAUCCUCCUCAAAGGGAUUAUCAACCACAAAAACAAAAACAACAACAACAACAACAACAGCAGCUUUAGAAUCAUCUUCUCCUAAAUCUUCCUCUUCCUAUUUAAGUCCAUUAGAUGAAACCAUUCAUGUAUUUAAUGUACCGCAGAAUCCCAGUAAUCGUUAUAUUAUGCGAUGUGAAGAUGGAUCUAUUGCCAUUGGUGGUGGUGGUAAAGGACCCGCACUGAUGCUCUCGGCGGAUUUCGACACCGUGUCAAGUAGUACAUAUUGCCCAACGUUUGGUCUUCGCUCUUCCUUAUUAAUGCUUGCGGCCAAACAUAUUCAUAAUAAUAGUAAUAGUAAUAAUAAUAGUAAUAGUAAUAGUGGGAGUGAUGGUAAAGAGAGUGAUUUGCCUUCUGGAGUGCGGGUGGAGGGUGGGGAGCCGUUGGCGUCUGUGCAGGCAAUUGAACUUUGGACGAUUGGGGAUGAGUACUUUGCAACGCUGUGA